Molecule: messenger RNA, 1234 nt
Organism: Humulus lupulus (European hop)
Lineage: Eukaryota; Viridiplantae; Streptophyta; Magnoliopsida; Rosales; Cannabaceae
Product: protein THYLAKOID ASSEMBLY 8-like, chloroplastic
Exons: 3
Coding region: 193-960 (255 amino acids)
Molecular function (GO): protein binding
Source: RefSeq, a predicted model, not a curated record
GAAAUAUUAUUGUCUCAAUAACCAUAUGACUUCGUUAUAAUUGGUUGUUGUAGGUUUGGUUCCGCAGUAUCAACUUUCCUAUGCAUUUACACUGACAAGUGACACCAAAGGCAUAACAGCCGGAAGCGCUGACACUCCCAAACGAAGCCUUUGAGCCACUCUAUUGAUCGACUUUUUUCUAUCAGAGUUCUGAUGGCGACUCGAGCAUUUUCAAGAUCAAAAAUUUCAACCUUGGUUUCAGGAUUAUUCCGAGUAAUUCACUGUACACCGAUUAAGGAGACGCUGUUGCCUAUAAAAUCAAAAGUUUUAGCAUUUGAAAUCGAUUCGCGGGAACCCAUUUGCGGGUUUAGACUAUACCAUGACGGAAGGCCCAGGGGACCCCUUUGGAGAGGCAAGAAGCUUAUUGGGAAAGAAGCGCUUUUUGUGAUAUUGGGGUUGAAGAGGUUCAAGGAUGACGAAGAGAAGCUUGACAAGUUUAUCAAAACCCAUGUUCUGAGGCUUUUGAAGCUUGAUUUGAUUGCUGUUCUCACUGAACUUGAGCGCCAGGAGGAGGUUACUUUGGCUACCAAGGUAUUUAAUGUGGUUCGAAAGCAAGACUGGUACAAGGCUGAUGUUUUUAUGUACAAAGACUUGAUUAUUGCACUUGCAAGGAGUAAGAAAAUGGAUGAAGUUAUGCAGCUAUGGGAGAGCAUGAAAAAUGAAGAUAUAUUUCCCGAUUCUCAAACAUAUUCAGAAGUUAUUAGAGGUUUUUUGAGCAUUGGUUCUCCUGGAGAUGCAAUGAACAUAUACGAGGACAUGAAGAAAUCUCCAGACCCGCCAGAAGAGUUGCCUUUUAGGAUUUUACUGAAGGGCCUCCUGCCACACCCUCUUUUGAGAAACAGAGUCAAGCAAGACUUUGAAGAGCUCUUUCCCGAAAAGCAUAUGUAUGAUCCGCCAGAAGAGAUAUUUGGCGCACACUGAGAAGAAGAAAGAUACGAAACCAAGAAGUUGGUGAUCUUCUGCAAUAUGCAAGGAGCGUGCUGUUGGUGAAGACUGGAGUCAGCCCAGAACAAUGUUUUCUCUCCUUAGCCUAAACGAUAUUAGGAUAUAUUUUUUUCCCUUCACUUAUCAUUUUAGAGAGGUAGAGUCAGGUUUUAGAAGUUUCAUAUGGUUUUUGUUCUCCUCAUAUGGGGCAUUAUCGAUUGUAUAUUGAAGCUUAUGAACAUAAUAAAAAACAUGAUUUAAUCAACUCAAA